AGUUUUUUUGGAAAUCAUAGGUUAGGGCACUUAUAAGCUAGAUAGCUUCAGCCUCGACCCUUUCGGUCAGCCACUUUCUUCUUUUGUUGAAUUCUGAUUGUUGUAUAUUUUGCUGAUCGAACUAAACUAAACUAAACUAAGGGGUUAAAUAGGGCCCCAUUUGUGAAUCCCACAGAACCAAACCCACCCCGGGAUGGGGUGUAGGAGUAAUCACACAAGGUGAUUCUCGCCAAACCGUCCCACCCCGUUGGGGAGGUAGGCGAUUCAUAAUCAGACUCCCCCGUCAACACUUCUCGGCUCGCGCGGCAGAGCGAUGCGGGCGCCGGCAUCGGAGCUCUGCCGUGAUGCGCGCAGACACAUCCGCGCACACGGAUGAGCACGCUCUCACUAGCACUAGCACCCCGUCCCCCCGUCCCCGUCAAUAACUCUCGCCGUGGGUCCCUUUCCUAUCUCAGUGGGGGCAUCGUUGAGGAGUUAAGCUUAGGGCACCAACAUGGCGAGCAGCGGCACUAGUCCCGCCCCCCUGAAGCUGUAAACCUCGGGGAAACACUGGACUCCAUACACUGACUUCCCCUGUGCUUCACCAACAGACACCACACCACAGAAAGCCUUUUGUGUCCUUUAGGUGUCACUGACUGAAUGAAUUCAUUCAUGAAAUUCGAACGUCAGUCUCCUGCAUUAAAACUGUGAUGAAAAAGCAAUGUGUAAUCUGCAUCUUAUGUAAGACCACAAGCUGCAACCAAAACACAGAAAUGACCUAGUUUGCCUUUAGUGUUGCUUCUAAUUAGUAUUUAUAAUAAUUUAAACAACAAUCUUUAUCUGCCUUCUCCAGAAUUCACAAAUGUGGUUUAUUUGUAUGAGACCAUAAGUGCCCCAGUGUUCUUUGCAUUGAAGCAUAUAACGGCGAGCUAACAUUGUAAUGCCACUGUAAUGUGGUUAUGCAUCCAAGAACAAGUUGUGGGUUCACCUACAGCAAGGCACAUUAAUCAGACUGUUUAUUAGCCUGAAAUAAAUGUUAUCAUCAAGGGAUCCCAGCCAAUAUCGUCGUUAUGCACAGAGAGUUUAUUUUGUAUUGUUCAUGAGGAAUAAUGGAAUCUGUCUUUUUCCAUUUUUCCUCAACACUUUCCCUUUUCUCUUUUCUCCCCUGCUUUUCACAUUCUUCAUGCCUACACACACUCAUUGUCUUGGCCAAAAGACGCCAUGCGGGCACUGAAGAAGAGACUUGGGGGCAACAAGAACUACAGAGAGGUGAUGCUGGCGCUAACGGUUUUGGAGACAUGUGUGAAAAACUGCGGUCACAGGUUUCAUAUCCAGGUGGCCAACCGAGAUUUUAUUGAUGGCGUGUUGGUCAAAAUCAUCUCCCCCAAAACCAAUCCUCCAACCAUCGUGCAAGACAAAGUGCUGGCGCUUAUACAGGCCUGGGCCGAUGCCUUCAGGAGUAGCCCCGAUCUAACUGGUGUGGUCCACAUUUAUGAGGAACUGAAGAGGAAAGGCAUUGAGUUCCCAAUGGCAGACCUGGAUGCACUGUCUCCCAUCCACACACCACAGAGGUACACAGCAGAGGUGGACCCAGCCAUGAUCAAGUACCUAGCCCUGACCUCACCCGCCGCCGGGCCCCCUAAUCCUGCCCCGCCCCCACCCAUGUGCCUGACCCCUGCAUCUACCACCGAGGCUGCCCACAUGCCCAGCCCCAUCACAGCGACCCCUGAACAGAUCGCCCGGCUGCGCAGUGAGCUGGACGUAGUGAGAGGAAACACCAAAGUCAUGUCAGAAAUGCUAACGGAGAUGGUCCCUGGGCAGGAAAAUGCCUCUGAUCUAGAACUGCUGCAGGAGCUGAACAGAACAUGCAGGGCGAUGCAGCAGAGGGUGGUCGAGCUGAUUUCACGGGUCUCUAACGAGGAAGUGACUGAGGAGCUGCUGCACGUCAACGACGACCUCAACAACAUUUUCCUCCGAUAUGAGAGGUAUGAGAGGUACAGGUCGGGUAGAGCCGCUCAGAACAACGGGAUGUUGAAUGAGGCCACAGAGGACAACCUGAUAGACCUUGGCCCAGGCUCCCCUGCCGUGGUCACGCCCAGGAUUAGCUCUGGCCCUUCACCCAAAUCAACCGCCGGGGCCACUGCCUCCCCGGCCCGUAUCCCCACGACAGCCUCUCUUUCGUCUGCACUCGCUCGUAUUGAUGUAGCUUCCGACAGCGUGAGCAGGACCCUGGCUUCUCUACCGGGCCGCAACCAGGAUGACUUUGACAUGUUUGCCCAGACCAGGACUACCUCUUUGGCCGAGCAGCGCAAAAAUGUAAAGUACGAGGACCCUCAGGCUCUGGGUAGCCUGGCCUCGGCUUUGGAUGUGAGACAACAGAACACAGGAGGGCUGAGUGUGAUAGGGGAUGAUAACCCAGCAGAUCAGGAGCUGCCCAUAGACAGCUGGCUUAUUACCCAAGGAAUGAUCCCCGUUUCGCAGUCCUGUGUCAUGGAUGACAUAGAGGUGUGGCUCUGUGCUGACGUGAAAGGAGAUGCUGCCGAAGAAGGCGUGACCAGUGAAGAGUUUGACAAGUUCCUGGAGGAGCGAGCAAAGGCUCCAGACUCUCUGCCGUCUCCCCCCGGAGCUAACCCUGCUAACCCCGCUCACCCCGCUCACCCCGCUCGUGCCCCCGGGGGCUCCACCAAGAAGGCUGAGCAGACGGAGGAUGCCCUCUUUGCCUUGUAGACUCUUCUCAGAGAACCGCGGCCGCUCUCCCGGGGCAUCUAAAGGUCCUCGCCCUCGAUGAUUCCUCCCCAACAGUCCGUCCCUCCAGUCCCGUUUCCUCGCUGACUGGCAGCGGUGCAGCAAGUGAUCUCCACCCGCUCGUCAUUCUCUUGCCAAAGUGUUGCUUUAACAUGCAAAGGUUCAACAUGUUUGCUGCGCUCGACCGCAUUGAGUUUUACUAGAUCUGAAGGUAUUAAUCUGCUCUUGUGGGACGUACUACUCGCAGCCCUGCAUCUCAUUUGUAACACGCCACCAAAGGACGACGAGCUAACUUGUCUGAUGUGGUUUUAAAAUGUGGUAUAUUACUGUGAGGUUGAUGGAAAGAAAUCCACUGCAUGUCCAUGCAUUGAGUCAUUAUGGAAGCAUAGAAUUAGGAUUGCAUUGUGUUUGACUACAUUCAGCUCAUUGCUAAUUCAUGCUUUUAUUUCAUUGGUUUGUUCUGUACCAUGUCCUCGUGCCGUGGUUAUGGUCCAUCCAGGCUUUGUUUUUCUUUCCACAAUAUACUGCAGUUAGAACUCGAGUCUUGCUUUUCAUACAGAGGUGUAUGUGGAAUAGCAACAAGUUGUAUUUCUCAAUUUGUCCAAAGCGGUGUGGACAAAAAGCUUGUGUUAGCAGGCUAAUUUAGCUAACUAGGCAUAUAAUGAGUGAAUCAUAGCUACUCUUGAUGAGUGCACGCCAGCCAGAAAAACAAAACUCUAAGAAUCACUUGUUAGUCUUUUAAAAUACAUAAAGAAUCCUAAGGGGAAGGAAUGUGCCCAUGGAAUAUUUCCCACCAGUCUUUUCAGUUCUCUGAAAAGCUGCAACAAAUUAGCUGCUCUUGAAUAAUUGCAAACACUUUAAGCCAUUCCAAAGAAAAUGUAGGCUUUAAUGACCAACUAGUAUUAUGUAUACCUGUUGAAUAGCAGUCGCCUGUGUUGUACACGUUAAAAGAUCAUGAACAUUUCCAUUCCCCUGAUAUAUUAAUAUCUGUGCACUUUGAAGCAACAGCAAGUAUGUAUUUUUUCCUUUGUUUACAAGAGUGUUACUAUUUUUCUAAGAGAUGGGAAAUGGUCUUUAGAGUGACUUUAUUUUGCACUUAACUUUUGUCAAUGUUAUUGCAGGGCUGGUUCACAAAUAAGUGGAUGGACAGUUCAACAUUGUGAUUGCAGAUCCUUUUAACAUACAGAAUAUAGCAUUUAAAGGAUCAACAUGAUGUAGUACUGGCACCGUAAUCAACUAACAGACGACAAGUAAAGCUUACAAUAAUGUAGGCUACUGUAUUAAAGGCAGUAUUGUAUAUUUAGAUAUUAAUUUACUCUAAACUAUGUAAUCCAUAUACCUCAAAAUACGGGAAUUCUAGUUUCUGUAUCUGUUUAAAGUUAUUAAGGCUUAUAGUAGUAUCCAGAGAGCAGAGAGGUUUAUGCAUCAUUUGAUUCCCGGAUUGUAUUUUCAUAGUCCAUGUAAGAAAAAGGAACCUGUGAUCAUUUAUCUUCUUUUUGUGGUUGAGGCUGAAACAUGCAGCAAACAAUCACAAUUGUACUUUCUUUAAAUUUGUGCAGUCAACGCCGUACUUUCAUUCUCCAUAUCUUAUCCUCCUGCUAUUCAUCCGCUCCUCUUGGAGCUGCUGCUACGCACUUCUGUGAUUGGCUGGUUUCAACAAAGUGGCUCAGACUGGAGUUUGUCUUUGAGGCAAAAGGCAAUCCUCCGCUGCUGCUCUUGCAUUUUUUUGUUGUCUCUAUUUUUUAAAACUUUGCGCUGCACUUGAAAGAUUGUUUUAGUCCAUUUAAGACCCAACGCCUUGUCAAUCAAGGCAUCCCAAGUCGUUAAAGCCUAAUUCAUGCAUCAACAUUACGUGUCGUCAGUAUAGGCCAGAGGGAAAUAUUCAUGAUUUGUUAACAUAAUUGUAACGGUGACAUUAAACAUUAUUUGUUCCUGUUAUCAUUGUGAUUAUAUAUUUUAAUGUAUUUUUUUGUUUCAUGAUUAACAAGCUUUAACUUUUGUUUGAUGCUGUUUGGUUUAUGGUUGCCAGGUAACUGAGAUAGCGUUAAAUUUACAAUCAACCAUUGUGUUCACUUUAUAGAAAUUUAAAAAAAUUACCAUGCAGGCUGAAAAAAAAGGAUUACUAAAAAUGUAGCGAGAGAUCCUUUCAAAGGGAACUUGAGUAAUUUUCUGUUUGUUUGUUACGUAUCUCUGGAUCUGUAACAGUGUAUUGUGUUACUUGCUUUUAUGAAGCUUAUGUUCUGAUUGCAACAUGCUAUCUCAAAAUGGUUAUUGAAUGUCUUUUAAUACUGAUUUUUGCGGAUUUUUGGUGGACGUGGAAGAGAGGCUUGUUUUCUGUUAGAGGGUGUCCUAUGUCUGUUUGGCUGUGCCGUCUUCUGCCAUUACUUAUGGUCAGAUUUUUGUUUGACCCAAUGCACGUCUAUAACUGCCCAUUAAAACACUAGCAAUGUGUGACCUCUA
Messenger RNA from Pseudoliparis swirei, 5184 nucleotides. RefSeq names its product TOM1-like protein 2 (gene tom1l2a). The transcript is spliced from 15 exons. The coding region runs from base 1201 to 2706 and encodes 501 amino acids. NCBI's taxonomy places the organism in Eukaryota, Metazoa, Chordata, Actinopteri, Perciformes, Liparidae. Gene Ontology annotation, molecular function: phosphatidylinositol binding; clathrin binding; ubiquitin binding. Gene Ontology annotation, cellular component: endosome; membrane. Gene Ontology annotation, biological process: signal transduction. The record is from RefSeq and is a predicted model, not a curated record.